Molecule: messenger RNA, 2271 nt
Organism: Penicillium crustosum
Lineage: Eukaryota; Fungi; Ascomycota; Eurotiomycetes; Eurotiales; Aspergillaceae
Exons: 1
Coding region: 1-2271 (756 amino acids)
Biological process (GO): signal transduction
Source: RefSeq, a predicted model, not a curated record
AUGAGUGAGAACAGUGCGACAGCGCAGGCUGUACCCCAAAAGUUGUCUCGAUAUCGUAGCAUGCGAGGUGGGACAACCGACGUCGAAAUGGCCGCACCACCUGCGCGUGUCAAUAAAGUCGAGGAGAACCCCUCGCUCGCUCGAAGCAGAUCCCGAUAUCGUCGCAAUCGGCCAUCGUCAAAUGGACAUAUCGUACCUCCUCCUCCCGCGAUCCCGGGCCACGCGCGAAUUCCGCCGGUACGAGAAAGUGAACGGCCCGCAACCAGUCACCCUUUGGCAACACAAAAUGAGGAGGAAGCGCGCAUGCGCGAGCUACACCGACAAGGUGCGAUGGAACAAUUGACUGGAGGGGACAAUUCUGCGCAACACACUGGGCGGCCUCGUGUGUCCGCCUCGCCAAAACAAGCUGCGCAACAAUCUCGAUCGCAACCUGCGCCGGCGCAUCCCCCAAGCAGUUACAACCCAGGAAACGAUGGGAACCGCAAAUCUUUCUUUCAGAAGGUCAAACUUGCAAGGUCCGCCAAGAAAAACGAGCCCCUCCCGAACUACAUUGGAGUGGGCGGAACCGGAGUGGUCCCAGGAGUUGAUGCUCCUGUCAGCGCUGUCAACGCCGGAGAGCGACAUGCGCUUGUCAAAUAUGGAGAUGCUACUGCGAAUCUCACUGUCACCCCGUCAACUCAGGUCCAGGAUAUAUUGGUAGAUGCCACCAAGCACUUAUCGCGGGAUAUUGAUGCGGAGAGAUUCAUUCUCAUGGAGUCUUACUCUCAAGUGGGUCUAGAGCGCCCUCUGCGCCGCUAUGAACAUGUCCGGGAAGUCAUGAAUUCCUGGUCACAUGAUGCGGACAACCAGUUCAUUGUUAUUCCUCCCUCCAGUGUGGAAGCCCUAACCCAGCUCGAUGCUGGACAUGCCCCCAGUGGACAACCACCCCCAGUGACAGUCCAUAUUUACCAUUCCCAGCAGCGCCGCAAGUGGGAUAAGCGAUAUGUCACCUUGCGUGCGGACGGACAAGUGACAAUCUCAAAAAAAGAGAACGCUGAGGAACAGACCAAUAUCUGCCAUAUAUCCGACUAUGACAUCUACUUUCCCAGCGCUCGAGCGCUAAGCAAGGAUAUCAAGCCGCCUAAGAAGCUAUGCUUCGCAAUUAAGAGCCAGCAGAAGUCGUCCAUGUUUUUGUCCACCGAAAACUUCUUGCACUUUUUCUCGACCAGCGACAAGUCUAUUGCAGAUACAUGGUAUCGGGCGGUACAGAAGUGGAGAAGUUGGUAUCUGGUCAAUAAGAAGGGCGCAGGCCCGAAACUAGAGACCGAGGCACUCCCCAAGCGUGCUGGGACGAAGAAGUCGACUAACCAGCCGAGAAAUGUGCACAACGAAGCCCCACUCCUAGAACGGGAGACUUCGACCGAAAGCUCUGAUCAACAGAGGCCCGCAAGCUCCAAAGACGUUUUUGCGCGGAAGAAAAACCUUCGUGGACACGUGCCCCCUCCGCCGUCAUAUCCCCAUACCCUCACGCUCGAUACCGAUACAGAAGGGCCUUUCUCCGACAACCAGGCAUUACUCUCGGGCAUUUCAUCCGAAGAAGGAGAUACUGCUACGUUUGCACCAUCCGGACUCUUAGGUCGAACUUACACCCAACGACAAACCGCUAUGCGGGAACGGGAUGAUCGCGACAAGAAAGCUAAACAGGAAGCCUUUUCAGGCACUGGCUUUAUGAGUGGAGGAUCCAUACACAGCCACGACUCAAAUCCCAACAGCCGGAGCAACACAAUGACCCGUGCUCCCGAUACAUCUGCUUUCACCCGAACCCUAUCUCUUAAACAGAAGCCUCUGGUUGACCUCACUCCAGUCUAUGCCGAGCCUCCACAGCAUAGCCGCAAGGGCAAGGGUCGCGGCGUCAAAGUCCAACCCGGCAUGCAACUGAUCGACGGCGCUACUGGUCCAGAUCAGACGGCAGGAGGAAUCUCCAUCCCACCAGCGACUUCGUGGCGACGACCGGCCGCAGAAACCACACCUCAGCGGCGAAACACCACCCGCAGCGUGCGCCAUCACCCAAACAAAUAUGCGGCCCCGGUUUCUGCUGAAGCAAGCCCGGCACCCCCGGCUAGCCAGUUCACCGCGAAUAGCCUAUUGGCACAUUCAGCCAGCACCGCUAGCCAUCGGAAACCGCGCAUCGGACAUGGUGUCGCAACGGGUGAUCGCAAUGCCACACGGCCGUUGCUGGACAUGUCCCCGGAGAAUCCCUUUGCAGAUGGCAGUCUGCUCCGACAGCUAUAG